Messenger RNA from Arachis ipaensis, 819 nucleotides. Lineage: Eukaryota; Viridiplantae; Streptophyta; Magnoliopsida; Fabales; Fabaceae. The record is from RefSeq and is a predicted model, not a curated record.
AUGAAGUUCGUGCUACCCCGAAGGUUUACUCUACCAACCACCCUAACUCCCUAUGAUGGGUUAGGUGACCCGAAGAAAUACAUCAAAAAGUUCACCUCCAUAAUGAUAGUAAACGGUUCUAUUUCUCGAUUCCGAGACAUAUCAAAACCCUUUGAGGAGCACUUUGCUAGAUCCGCCAUCUACCUUCACGACUCCGACUACCUGAACACAGUCAAUCAAGGCCAGCACGAAAGCCUCAAGGACUACAUGACGCGCUUCACAAAGAUAGCCAUAAACAUACCCGAUCUCCACCCCGAGAUUGACAUCGAAGAGCUCCGACAAGCUCGGAAAAUAGAAAAGCCUCAUCAUAAAGAUGACGACAAGCUACGGGACAGCAAGAAGAAUUUCAAACUAAUCCCACGAUAUGAAACCUACACCAAAUUCAACACCAAGCGCGAUGACAUCAUCAAGGAUAUCUUGAAUUCGAAGUUAAUCAAGCCACCACGAAAAGCUGGAAAUUACCCAGAUUCAAAAGGCACUGACCGAUCAAAGUACUGCUCUUUCCACCAAAAGCACGGACACAAUACCGAUGACUACGUCAUCGCCAAAGACCUGUUAGAGCGAUUAGCUCGGCAAGGUCAUCUGGAAAAAUUCAUCAGCGGCCACAUGCAGCGGCGAGCACCUCCUCCAGGAGACCAAAGCUCGGCUACGCAACAUAACCGAGAUAGAGACCGACCAAACAAUAACCAUCCUAAACUACCAACACGUACAAUUAACUGUAUUUCCGGAGGUUUUGCAGGUGGAGGAGCCACAAGUUCAGCAAGGAAAAGAUCUUACUGA